Molecule: messenger RNA, 1356 nt
Organism: Microtus oregoni (creeping vole)
Lineage: Eukaryota; Metazoa; Chordata; Mammalia; Rodentia; Cricetidae
Gene: Ptk6
Product: protein tyrosine kinase 6
Exons: 8
Coding region: 1-1356 (451 amino acids)
Biological process (GO): protein phosphorylation; innate immune response; cell differentiation
Cellular component (GO): extrinsic component of cytoplasmic side of plasma membrane
Molecular function (GO): ATP binding; non-membrane spanning protein tyrosine kinase activity; signaling receptor binding
Source: RefSeq, a predicted model, not a curated record
AUGAUGUCUCGGGACAAGGACUACCCGGGCCCUAAGUACAUAGGCCUUUGGGACUUCAAGGCGCGAACAAAUGAUGAACUGAGCUUUCAGGCAGGAGACCUCCUGCAUGUCACCAGGAAGGAGGAAAAGUGGUGGUGGGCCACCCUGCUGGAUGCAGCAGGCAAGGCCUUGGCUGAGGGCUAUGUGCCUCACGAUUACCUGGCUGAGAAGGAAACUGUGGAGUCUGAGCCGUGGUUCUUUGGUUGCAUCUCCCGCUUGGAGGCCAUGGACAGGCUGCAGGCUGAGGACAACUCAAAGGGAGCCUUCCUGGUCAGAGUCAGCAAGAAGUCAGGAGCAGACUAUGUCCUUUCUGUGCGGGACACUCAGGCCGUGCGACAUUACAGGAUCUGGAGGGAUGACGUGGGCUGGCUACACCUGAAUGAUGCGGUAUCCUUCCCCGGCCUGUCUGAGCUUGUGGACUACCACAAGACCAAGAGCCUGUCCCACGGCCUGAAACUGACCAUGCCCUGCUGUAAGCAAAAAUCUGAGCCCUUGCCCCACUGGGAUGACUGGGAGAGGCCAAGGGAGGAGUUCACACUCUGUAAGAAGCUGGGGGCCGGCUACUUUGGGGAGGUCUUCGAAGGGCUCUGGAAGGACCAGAUCCGUGUGGCCGUGAAGGUGAUCUCUAGAGACAACCUUCUACACCAGCACACCUUCCAGUCUGAGAUCCAGGCCAUGAAGAAGCUGCGGCACAAGCACAUCCUGGCACUGUACGCUGUGGCAUCUGCAGGGGAUCCGGUCUACAUCAUCACGGAGCUCAUGCCCAAGGGGAAUCUGCUGCAGUUAUUGCGGGACUCUGGUGAGAAAGGCCUGCCUAUUUCAGAACUGCUGGACUUUGCAUCACAGGUUGCCGAGGGCAUGUGCUACCUGGAAUCUCAGAAUUACAUUCACCGUGACCUGGCUGCUAGGAAUGUUCUUGUUACAGAGAACAAUAUCUGCAAAGUGGGGGACUUCGGGCUGGCCAGGCUUGUCAAGGAGGACAUCUACCUUUCCCACAACCCCAACGUCCCCUACAGAUGGACGGCACCUGAGGCACUCUCCCGAGGGCAUUACUCCAUCAAAUCUGAUGUCUGGUCUUUUGGGAUUCUUCUCUAUGAAAUUUUCAGCAAGGGGCUGGUGCCCUAUCCAGGCAUGUCCAAUCAUGAGGCUUUCCUGAGGGUGAAUGCCGGCUACCGCAUGCCAUGCCCUCAGGAUUGCCCACCCACCAUGCACAAGCUGAUGCUCAGCUGCUGGAGCCCAGACCCCAAACAGAGACCUUGCUUCAAAGCCCUGUGUGAGAAGCUCUCCGACACCAGCUGGUAUGAGAACCUGGUCUGA